Messenger RNA from Malania oleifera, 1969 nucleotides. Its product is annotated as NAC domain-containing protein 46-like. The coding region runs from base 274 to 1539 and encodes 421 amino acids. Gene Ontology annotation, biological process: regulation of DNA-templated transcription. NCBI's taxonomy places the organism in Eukaryota, Viridiplantae, Streptophyta, Magnoliopsida, Santalales, Ximeniaceae. Gene Ontology annotation, molecular function: DNA binding. The transcript has 3 exons. The record is from RefSeq and is a predicted model, not a curated record.
GGAAGCGCCUUGCACCUCACGGAUCGUAACCAGCAAGCCCCCCUCUAUUUAAGCUCCCCCUUUUCGCCUCUCCCUUCUUUCUUGACUUCUCUCUCUCUCUCUCUCCGCGUUUUCUGUGUUCAUAUUGAUCCCAAAGCUGCUGGUUUUAUGAUCUUCCAAGCAAAAAUCAACUGGGCUUUUGUGAUUAACUGGGGUUUUGGUGAAUUGGGUUUGUGUUGAUUCUUAGUUUGGUGCAGAUUUUUGGUUUCGGGUGGUUUUGAUUAAUUUGUCACCAUGGAAGAAGAAGCUUCAGCACUGGUGAACGUGUACAGAGCAGAUGAUGAUGGUAUAAUGGAUUUGCCUCCGGGGUUUCGGUUUCACCCCACAGACGAAGAAAUUAUAACCCAUUAUCUCACAGCAAAGAUCACCAACAGCUGCUUCACUGCCAGAGCCAUCGGCGAAGCCGAUUUGAACAAGUCCGAGCCCUGGGAUUUACCCAAGAAAGCUAAGAUGGGAGAGAAAGAGUGGUACUUCUUCUGCCAGAAAGACAGAAAGUAUCCAACAGGCAUGAGGACGAACAGGGCGACUGAGUCAGGAUACUGGAAGGCCACGGGAAAAGACAAAGAGAUUUACAGAGCAAAAGGGUGUCUUGUGGGAAUGAAGAAGACGCUUGUGUUCUACAUAGGGAGGGCUCCCAAAGGACAGAAAACCAAUUGGGUCAUGCAUGAAUAUAGGAUAGAAGGCAAAUUCUCCUACCAUGCCCUCCCCAAGCCUGCAAAGGAUGAAUGGGUUGUGUGUAGGGUUUUUCACAAGAGCACAGGAAUUAAAAAAGCCCCAAUUGCUCCAAGCCUUGCGAGGAUGAGCUCUUUUGGGGAUGACCUAUUGCUAGACUGCUCUUCACCAAUACCACCACCACCUCUAAUAGAAAUAAACCCUAAUUCCUCCAACUUCAGCCAACCUCAUGAAGACAGCUUCAAAAGGGAGACUACUGCACCAUCUACAGCGAGAUCAACCGACUCCGCCGCCGCCACUGCCACCACCGCCACCUAUAACUUCCCCUACUACCCAGCCACCGCCGCCGCCGAAUCACUAGAAGACCACAAGAACUAUCUUCUACCCAACAAUUACCAAUUAGGGAUGAGUUCAAGUGACACAACAGCAAUAAUUAACUCACUAUUCUACCCUAAAAAUCCGCCUGCAAAUCCUCUUUUUCCCUUCAAAGGGUCUCCAUACCCUGGCCACUUGCACCAACAAGAAGGAAGGGCUUACUAUAAUUCCAUUCCAAGCUUUGCCAGCGCCGCCUUCCUUCAUGGCCAAGCCACCUUACCACCCAGGGCCGCCGUGUCGGGCUCCGAGUGCAAGGUGGAACAACUCUCGGGGAACCAGUCGAUGGUCACCGGCCUCUCGCACGACACGGUGCUCAGCGCCGAUGUGACCGCUGAGAUCUCGUCCGUGGUUUCGAAGCACCACAGCGGGACCAAGGCCGGGCCUUGUGAGAACCUGGGGGAUCCUUCACUUGGAUCCAAUAUGGUGGAUUUGGAUUGUUUGUGGAACUACUGAAUGAUGAUCAAGAAGAUGAAUUUCAUCAAUUCUCAGCUUGCAGUCUGCAUAUAAUAUGUUCUUUAGGAUAUUUGGUUUUAAAGUCUAGUUCGUUAGGUAGGUAUACUGCAGCAAUAUAUUAAGGUAUUUGGAUUUCAAAGAUAUAUUAUGCUGUGUAUAAACCUGUCAUGUUUAGACAUUAGACCUUUUCUGAUAAGAUUUUUCUUUAUAUAAAUAUAUACAUAAUAGAAAACAAAAACCAUGCAUACAUUUGAUCUAAUUUGUUAAUUAAGUACAUUUAUUCAUUUUUCUGAAAUAAUUAUAAUAAGAUUAUGCUGGUUUUGUAUAUGUAUUAGCUAGCCAUGGAUUGGGACAUACACAUGUGACGUGUGUAAUGUAUCUUAAUUUUGAUGUAUUUUUUAUUUAAUAUAAUGAAUUAUUGAACUAAGUA